UUAGAGUCGAUAAGAAGGCGCCAAUUCUGGUUUUCCUAGUCCACUCAAUUUCAUACUUACAAUCUUCUUCCCCCAUUCAUAUCAUAUGCAAACCAUUGAUUCACAGACAUACACACUCAAACAAUAUGCAAUCUCACCCACACACUUUCAGCUGUUCUACUUCUCAUCUCACCAAACAUUACCUCAACAAUGGCGCUCCUCUCAAAACCCUAGCUUCUCUCAGGAAACCCCUUUCUGGUACCGGAGUUAUUAUCCGACGGUUUCCUUCGGGUUUGAAGCAAAUCAAUCGACGAGGUGCCAUAAACUCAGCUACAGAACCACAGAAUUCAAGCAACAGUGCAGAAAAAACAAGAAAAGUUGUAGAACACAUAUGUUUACUAAAAGCAAAGGUGGAUUUAUCUGAUAAAGAUGAAAAGGACAUGCUUGAUUUUCUCUAUACAUGUCAAUACCAAAUGCGUGGCAUUCUUGCAAUUUCAUUAGGGCGUAUCUCUAAUCAAAAUCUUGAAAAUUAUACACAUGCUGUGUUCAUGCGAUUUCAAAAGAGGGAAGAUCUUGUAAAGUUCUAUGAGAAUCCAUUCUACUUGGGAGUAUUAAAGGAUCAUGUAACAUCUUUCUGUCAUGAAUUGACUUAUGUUGAUUAUGAAUCUCAAGUAGAAGAUGAUAUUCUUCCCAUCUUUCGAAAAGGAGAGGAAUUUAACUUUGGUGUGGAGUUCAUACUUCUUAUUGCAUUUAAAGAUAGCUCAUUAAUGGAGGCUGCAAAUGAUGCAUUAACAUCUUUUGAAAAAUUACUGAUGGAAUUUCCUUCAUUGAUUGUUCAAUCUACAAGAGGGUUGAAUUUUAAUCAUGGAAGUAAAGACUACACUCAUGCUGUAGUGAUACGUUUUCGAUCAUCUGAUGCAUUUGACAUUUUCAUGGGGAGUUCGGAAUAUAGAGAUAUUUGGACAAGCUUCACUAAUAUUAGAAUUACUUAAGAAGGCAUUCCUGUUCAUGGAUGUUCUGCUUUUCAAGGAAAAAAAAGUCUGUAGGUGAUCUAUUAUUUUCUGCAGAUGUUAUCUUUUGUG
Molecule: messenger RNA, 1061 nt
Organism: Lactuca virosa
Lineage: Eukaryota; Viridiplantae; Streptophyta; Magnoliopsida; Asterales; Asteraceae
Source: the annotation of a GenBank genome assembly